Messenger RNA from Parascedosporium putredinis, 780 nucleotides. The record is from the annotation of a GenBank genome assembly. Lineage: Eukaryota; Fungi; Ascomycota; Sordariomycetes; Microascales; Microascaceae.
AUGUCUUCCCCUCUUGUAGCUUGGGACCGUCUUGUGCGGUACGUUCCCGUGGGCGCCGACACCACCGUCCGCUACGGCCAGCCUAUUCUCGAAAACGAGUCGGAUGCCGGCUCCAUCGCGCAGCUGGCACAAAGCGGAAAGUUGCAGGUCAAGGUCCUGGAAGGCGAGGACAUCUUCUCUGCUAAGCCCACAGACAAGGUUGAGACCGUCGCGAGGUUGCUCGGCCCCAUCGAGGCGUCCGCUGUGCCCAUUAUCCGGUGUAUCGGCCUCAACUACAAGACUCACAUCCUUGAAACCGGCAGGCCACUACCCACGUGUCCCACCGUCUUCACCAAGCCCGGUCCUGCCGUCGCCGACCACGGCGAGGACAUCCCCAUCCCCAAAGUCGCGCAGGAGCAGUGCGACUACGAGGGCGAGCUCGUCGUCGUUAUCGGCAAGGAUUGCAAGAACGUGUCCGCCCAGAACGCCCUGCAAUACGUCGUCGGCUACGCCGCGGGCAACGACGUGAGCGCCCGCGACUGGCAGCGCGAGCCCGGCAAGGCCGGUCCCGUGCCCCAGUGGACCUUUAGCAAGUCCUUUGACAAGUACGCGCCCCUCGGCCCCUGCAUCACCUACGUCAACGGCGAGGUGCGCCAGAGCACCAACACGUCGGACCUGUGCUUCGGCGUCGCCAAGCUAGUGGAGUUUUGCAGCCAGGGCCAGACUCUGCAGAAGGGAUCGCUCAUCAUGACGGGUACGCCUGGCGGCGUUGGCUUGUUCAUGAAGCCCCCGCGUUCUUGA